AUGGACCUGUCAUUUGGACAAGUGCUGACAGUCAGCAUCACUGCCACCUUAGCAUCAAUCGGGGCAGCAUCCAUUCCUAGUGCUGGGCUUGUCACUAUGAUGAUCGUUCUCACUGCUCUGGGUCUUCCUGUCAACGACAUCUCCUUGAUUAUCGCCAUCGAUUGGUUUCUGUAA
This is a messenger RNA of Ostertagia ostertagi, 174 nucleotides long. The record is from the annotation of a GenBank genome assembly. NCBI's taxonomy places the organism in Eukaryota, Metazoa, Nematoda, Chromadorea, Rhabditida, Trichostrongylidae.